Molecule: messenger RNA, 989 nt
Organism: Pimephales promelas (fathead minnow)
Lineage: Eukaryota; Metazoa; Chordata; Actinopteri; Cypriniformes; Leuciscidae
Gene: pdf
Product: peptide deformylase, mitochondrial
Biological process (GO): N-terminal protein amino acid modification; peptidyl-methionine modification
Cellular component (GO): mitochondrion
Molecular function (GO): peptide deformylase activity
Source: RefSeq, a predicted model, not a curated record
UCUCAGUAAUUCCGUUUUCCGGAAUGGUCUCUCUCUGACUGUCCUCCUCACAUUGAAAUGCUUCUAGCGGUUUAAAAAAAAAAAUUCUGAUGUGAAAUUCUUAUUAUUACAGGAAUUAAUUACAGUACUGUUGUCAAGAGAGAAGCUUUCCACUACAGCUGCCAGUCAUGAUCAGGCACUGGAGGACAUUUUCACAUUGUGUCUUAAGAAGUCAGACAAAUUAUGUACUUCCAAAACCAGUUAGAAUACUUCUACCCUUGUCAUCACUCACAUGUACUGCAGCCCCACGUACUCAUUCUACCAACAUCAAGAUGCGGUCCUACUUACAAUACAUGACAAGGAAAUUCAAAGGUGCACCGGCUCCUCCAUAUAAUCACGUGUGCCAGGUCGGAGAUCCUGUGUUACGUUCACAGGCUGCGGCAGUGGAACCUGGAGCCAUUCAAGGACCAGAGGUGCAGAAGGUCAUAAAGACUCUGGUCAAGGUGAUGAGAACGCUCGAGUGUGUCGGCCUGAGCGCACCCCAGAUUGGUGUUCCUCUACGGAUAUUAGCCUUGGAGUAUCCCAAAAAAAUGUUGCAAGAAAGCUCAAUCACGUCCAUUGAAGCCCGGGGUCUGGUGGCAGUGCCCCUGAUGAUUUUUGUAAACCCACAGUUGCGUGUACUAGAUGGACACACCGUCAUCUUCCAAGAGGCAUGUGAGAGCAUCUGUGGGUAUUCAGCAUCCGUUCCACGCUAUAUGUCAGUAGAAGUCUCAGGUCUUAAUGAGAAAGCAGAGCCCGUCACCUGGAAAGCGAGUGGGUGGCCGGCCAGAAUACUGCAGCAUGAAAUGGAUCACCUCAAUGGAGUUUUAUAUAUCGAUCGCAUGGACAGUAAAACCUUCAUUAAUGUAAAAUGGGAAGAGUACAAUGAAUAAAGCUUUGGGAACUUUAUUGCAACCUUACCUUUGGAUUUCAGAGAUAAUGGAGCUUUAAUUAAAUCCUUUGUUAUCCGA